UAUUGCAAACAUUCUCAUGCUAUCUGUGUUUAUAACCCUUUGUGAAGUUAAUUGUUGAUCUAUUAAACAUGACUGUUAAACCAGCAGUUAGGCUACCGGUACUCAACAAAACUGCUUUCAUCUGAUUAUUCUGUAGGAAUUUUGAGAGACUAAAACUUCACUUUUGUAGACUGUCAUCUGUGAAGCUCUACUUGUACAUAAAUGGCUGUACUCGAGGGAAUUCUCCAGAUAUCUGGCACAUUCCCUCUGCUGAUUGCGGUGCUGUGGCUGCUGUUUGUCUACCUGCACUUCUCUGGCGGGAGGGGCCCAGAGGAAGGGAAGGAGCCUCCGGGCCCCAAAGCAUUGCCCUUCCUGGGUAACCUGCUGCAGCUGGAUCUGAAGCAACCCUAUAGGACACUUUGUGAGCUCUCCAAGAAGUAUGGGUCCGUCUUUACCAUUCACCUUGGUCCUAAGAAAGUGGUUGUCUUAUCAGGAUACAAGACUGUGAAGCAGGCACUUGUGAACCAUGCAGAGGAGUUUGGAGACAGAGAUAUCACCCCUCUAUUUCAUGAUAUAAACAAAGGGCAUGGGAUCCUGUUUGCCAAUGGAGACAGCUGGAAAGAAAUGCGGCGCUUUGCCCUCACGAACAUGCGGGACUUUGGGAUGGGCAAGAAAGGGAGCGAGGAGAAGAUCAUAGAAGAGACUCAAAGCCUAAAAGAUGUGUUCGAAAAAUUCAACGGUGUGGCAUUUGACACAACACAGCCAGUGAACUACGCCGUCUCCAAUAUCAUCUGUGCCAUUGUGUACGGCAGGAGAUUUGAGUACGACGACCCCAAGUUUAGGGCCAUGGUCAAAAGAGCCAAUGAUAACAUUCGGCUCACAGGCUCUCCUUCAGUACAGCUCUACAAUAUGUUCCCGUGGUUAAAGCCGUGGGUAAGGAACCUGAAACAGAUACUGAUGAACGCUGAGGUCCAUGAGGAGGAGAUGAAGAGGAUCAUCAGAGAUCUCCAGGACACGCUCAACCCUCAGGAGCUGCGAGGCUUCGUCGACUCCUUCCUCGUCCGCAAGCAGAGUGCCGAGGAGUCUGGCCAAAUGGACUCCCUGUUUCACGAGAAGAACCUCAUCUACUGCGUGACCAACCUGUUUGCAGCUGGCACAGACACCAGCGGAACCACUCUGCGCUGGGGGCUGCUGCUCAUGGCCAAGUACCCCCACAUACAGGAGAGAGUCCAUGAGGAGAUUGAUCGGGUGAUUGGUGGACGCCAGCCUACAAUUGGGGACAGGAAGAGCCUGCCCUACACGGACGCCGUGAUCCACGAGAUCCAGAGAGUCGCCAACAUCGUGCCUUUAAGUCUCCCUCACACCACCAGCUGUGAUACUAACUUUCAGGACUUCUUCAUCAAAAAGGGCACCACUGUGAUUCCUCUGCUCACCUCCGUGUUGAGGGAUGAAUCUGAAUGGGAAAAACCUGACACAUUUCACCCAGAACACUUCCUGGACGACCAGGGCCAGUUUGUUAGGAGGGACGCUUUCCUUCCGUUUUCUGCAGGUCGCAGGGCGUGUUUGGGCGAGAGUCUGGCCAGGAUGGAACUCUUCCUCUUCUUCACAACUCUUCUUCAACGCUUCCGUUUCACUCCUCCUCCCGGCGUCUCCGAGGACGAGCUGGACCUCACACCAGUUGUAGGGCUAACCCUCAACCCCUCCCCACACAAGCUGUGUGCAGUUCGGAGAUUUUAAGGGUCAUAGGUGACAACAAGAGAAGGUGCUAUACAAGCUAUAUUAAUGUGUAAAUGAUAAAAUACCAAUAACCAAAUCAUACCAAUUCAUAUUAGCUAUAUAACAUGUCUAUAAUGGUGCUGUAUAUACCUUCAUGUGCUGUGAAUGCAGUUAAAAUGCAUUAAAUAUUACUAUAUACCAUG
Alosa sapidissima (American shad) is the source of this 1898-nucleotide messenger RNA. RefSeq names its product cytochrome P450 2K1-like. The transcript has 9 exons. The coding region runs from base 202 to 1716 and encodes 504 amino acids. NCBI's taxonomy places the organism in Eukaryota, Metazoa, Chordata, Actinopteri, Clupeiformes, Clupeidae. Gene Ontology annotation, biological process: xenobiotic metabolic process. Gene Ontology annotation, molecular function: iron ion binding; heme binding; oxidoreductase activity, acting on paired donors, with incorporation or reduction of molecular oxygen, reduced flavin or flavoprotein as one donor, and incorporation of one atom of oxygen. Gene Ontology annotation, cellular component: cytoplasm; intracellular membrane-bounded organelle. The record is from RefSeq and is a predicted model, not a curated record.